GUAACCACAUCUGAUAUAAGCAGAAUAAAGUGCAUCACAUUGCUGUAUUUACGUAUUAAAGCACGGUUGCAUCAUAUUUCUCCAGAAAUGGUCCAAGUUGCUUUCUUUUUGAAAGAGGUUUCCAAGGUUUUACGCAUUUUUUCCAACUCCUUUCUGCAUGGAAGUGGGCUGUGCUGGAUUCUGACAAAGCCUCCCCUGACCCCCCAAACGCAUCCUCACUCACUCCCUCACUCAGAAGCUUCAGAGGAUCCGCAGAAAGAAGAAGCUGCAACAGUCGCGGAGUCUCCAAGGACGCAGCGCAACAUCCAGAUUGCUCCGCGCGCAACUCUGUGGACACAUGCAGAGGCGGCGGGGAGGAUGGCGGCCGCUUCCACAGACUCGGGACAGGGCUCCUCCAAAAUCACCCCCGAAGUGCUGCAGGAGAUGCUCCAGUACUACAACCUGAGCCGCCAGGAGUUCAUCAACACCUACAACAUCCAGCCGCUCGUCUACAUCCCCGAGCUGCCGCGCGGCGCCAAGAUCACCUUCGUUAUCAUGUACGUGCUGAUCUUCGUCCUGGCUCUGGCUGGAAACACUUUGGUCAUCUAUAUAGUGGUGAAGAAGCGCGCCAUCCAGACAGCAACGGAUAUUUUCAUCUGCUCUCUGGCGGUCAGCGACCUGCUCAUCACUUUCUUCUGCAUCCCUUUCACUUUGUUGCAGAAUAUCUCUUCAGAGUGGUUUGGGGGGGUCCUAGUUUGCAAGACCGUGCCCUUUGUGCAGACUACGGCCAUCGUGACCGGCAUCCUCACUAUGACCUGCAUCGCUAUUGAGAGAUACCAGGGGAUUGUUUUCCCGCUGAAAAUGAGGCGGCAGUACUCUUCCAAAAGAGCAUACAAGAUGCUAGGACUUGUAUGGAUCGCCUCGGUGGUUGUGGGUUCUCCGAUGCUUUUUGUGCAGCAGCUGCAGGUCAAGUAUGACUUCCUGUACGAUCACUACCACGUGUGCUGUCAGGAGAGCUGGAGCUCCCUCACCUACAGGCAGGCGUACACCACCUUCAUCAUGGUGGCUCUUUUCCUGCUCCCCCUGACGGCGAUGCUCUUCCUCUACACCCGCAUCGGAAUCGAGCUGUGGAUCCGCAAGAGGGUCGGGGACGCUUCAGUUCUCAGCACCAUGAACCACAGGGAGAUCGGCAAGAUUUCAAGGAAGAAGAAAAGAGCUGUUAAAAUGAUGGUGACUAUUGUUCUGCUUUUCACCAUCUGCUGGGCACCAUUCCAUACGGUUCACAUGCUGUUUGAGUACAAUGACUUGGAGAAGAAGUACGACGGAGUCACUCUCAACAUGAUCAUCGCCAUCGUCCAGGCGGUGGGCUUUUUCAACAGCUUCAACAACCCCAUCGUGUACGCCUUCAUGAACGAGAACUUCAAGAAGACCUGCGUCUCCACCCUCUCCCGCUGCAUCCGAAAGCCCAACCAGCAGAGCGGCGCCACGGUGGCGCCGCGCCUGAGCGUGCAGUUCAUCAAACCCCAAAGCCGAGAGGCCUUCCUGAACCCGGAUGAAGGGAACUCCUCGGAGCAGGCCUCUGCGGAGAAAGGCGCCUCCAGCUCGCUGCACGGGGAGCGCUCGCUGAAAGGGAUGGGAGAGAAGAUCUCCACCAUCCAAACGGAACUCCCUGCCAACAGCUCCACGCAAGUCAAAUGAGAAAAUCUGAGGCUUUGAUGCUUUAGUUUUGGAGCUCUCACCCCCUGUUGCCUGCUGGGAAAUGACGCCAUCAGCUGCAAGCGACACAUAAGUGAAUGAGGAGGAGACAAAAAGACAAUCUGACAGGAUUUCUCUGUGGAUUUAUGUGCAUUCCAGUGUGGAGCUGGUUAAGGAAUAUUGGAAGGAGGCGUUCUUUGGAAACAAAAGGGGGAAAAACAGACAAUAAUCAUGUUUUUCUUCAAUUCUGAAGUCAUUUGAAAAAGUCAUUUUUUGCUUUCGAUUGAUCUAAAUUUGUUCAGUCUUGAACAAAAAAAACUCAUCUUUAUUUUUGAUGGACAAACUUUGUUGCACUUGAAAUGAUUGUGGAAAAGUCUGAAGAAUAUUCUGUUUACAAAGAUUUGUGUAUUUUGAAUUGCAUGUAGCCUUGUUUCUGCCAUCUGGUGCUUAUCAGCCACUUUGGCUAAACUCAGUGACAUAAAAGCUGCUUUUUUUUUCAUCCCAGGUUUUAAAAACUCCUCAAACUGUGAGGUGUAUCAGCUGCAAGUUAACAUACGUGUUUUCAUACCAAAUAUUUGGAUUUAAUUUGUGACAUGUGUUGUUAUUCUAAUUAUUUGAUCCCAUUUGGCUUUGAGGAAUGUAUUUAAUUAUUUAUUUAUUUUUUGCUGCUCUCUGUGAACACCAGCUGCCCUCGACAGUCCUCGUUUGUGAUCCAUUCAAGCUGCUGUAAUUAAUCAGAGGCUGCACAUCAAGAAUCUAAAAAAAAAUCAACCAUCGAUGUCUCAUCUCAGUCACGCUGUGGAUGGAAAAAAAGGUUUUGGGACACCUGGGUUGGUGCUUACCGAGGCUAAAAUUGGACUCAGCAUGUGGUUGGAGUUUAAAUCUGCCUUCAGUUAUCUGCUUCUGAUUCAAAUCAAUGCAAAACGUCUGUAAUUUGUCACCGCUCUGCCGCGUGGAGAUGGAAUCUGCAUAAAAUCUGCGUACACGCAGAGUCAUGAAUGUAUCUGUCACAACAAUGAAUCGGGGAGAGGCCGUUUCACAUCAGAAGGGAAGCAACGUGAACUAACAGGAUUAAAGAAAAGACC
Molecule: messenger RNA, 2759 nt
Organism: Oryzias melastigma (Indian medaka)
Lineage: Eukaryota; Metazoa; Chordata; Actinopteri; Beloniformes; Adrianichthyidae
Product: pyroglutamylated RF-amide peptide receptor
Exons: 6
Coding region: 88-1677 (529 amino acids)
Biological process (GO): G protein-coupled receptor signaling pathway
Cellular component (GO): membrane
Molecular function (GO): neuropeptide Y receptor activity
Source: RefSeq, a predicted model, not a curated record